AUGAACAUCGAUUCAUUCGAACAACUUACAACCCGAAUCGGACGUUUACGAUUAAGAAGACCUGAAUCAAUUCCGGCUUUGACAAUCUUCGUCGCUUACGCGCCUGCAUCAAUCUAUGACGAAAAAGAAGUCGAAGCGUUCUAUAUGGACUUGGAGAAGUUCAACAGAGAAGACCAUACAUUCUUUAAGGUCGUCAUUGGAGAUUUCAACGCCACGAUUCGACCAAGAAGAACGUCUCAGGAACGUCACACUGGGACCCACGGAUUAGAAUGGAACGAGCAGGGUGAACGGCUGUCUGAGUUUAUCACGGCGACCAAGACGAUCCAUGGUAACUCGCAAUUUUAG
Messenger RNA from Angiostrongylus costaricensis, 345 nucleotides. The record is from the annotation of a GenBank genome assembly. Lineage: Eukaryota; Metazoa; Nematoda; Chromadorea; Rhabditida; Metastrongylidae.